GGCUUAGACCAACACUUUAUUUUGACGAUGAAAUUCCUAAGUGGUUUUUAAGUUUAAUGCAUAAUUGUUGGAGUCAUGAUAUUAGAAGUAGACCCAAUGCUUAUACUUUAUAUCAAAAAUUUGAUAAUUGGAUUAACUAUGGAGACGAGUUCAGGGAUUUGGAAUAUAACGUCAUCGGCCCGUUAGUUGAAUCGGAUUUUCAUAAUGAGGCCACUUAUACGAGUCAAAUUUG
Messenger RNA from Funneliformis mosseae, 232 nucleotides. NCBI's taxonomy places the organism in Eukaryota, Fungi, Glomeromycota, Glomeromycetes, Glomerales, Glomeraceae. The record is from the annotation of a GenBank genome assembly.